Messenger RNA from Protobothrops mucrosquamatus (brown spotted pit viper), 1497 nucleotides. RefSeq names its product dihydropyrimidinase (gene DPYS). Gene Ontology annotation, cellular component: cytosol; cytoplasm. Gene Ontology annotation, biological process: pyrimidine nucleobase catabolic process. The coding region runs from base 1 to 1497 and encodes 498 amino acids. Lineage: Eukaryota; Metazoa; Chordata; Lepidosauria; Squamata; Viperidae. The transcript has 9 exons. The record is from RefSeq and is a predicted model, not a curated record. Gene Ontology annotation, molecular function: dihydropyrimidinase activity.
AUGCAGAAACUUUUGAUCCGUGGUGGGAAAGUGGUGAACGCGGAUGUCUCGCAAGUGGCCGAUGUGUACAUCGAGGACGGGGUGGUGCGGGCCGUGGGGCCGCAUCUCCAGCCUUCUUCCGAUGGAGUCCAAGUGUUGGAUGCCACGGACAAGCUGGUGCUUCCCGGCGGGAUCGACCCGCACACGCAUAUGCAAUUCCCCUUCAUGGGGUCGCUGACAAAAGACGACUUCUAUCACGGAACGAAGGCUGCCCUUGCAGGAGGUACCACUAUGAUAAUCGAUUUUGCAAUCCCUGACAAAGGCUGUUCCCUCAUUGAAGCCUAUAACCAGUGGAGGAGCUGGGCUGAUCCUAAAGUCGUCUGUGAUUAUGCACUACAUGUGGCCGUCACAUGGUGCAGUGAGCAGGUCAAAGAGGAAAUGAAAAUUCUUACCAGGGAAAAGGGUGUCAAUUCAUUUAAAAUGUUUAUGGCAUAUAAAGAUCUCUAUAUGGUUGGAGAUGUAGAAUUACACACAAUCUUCAGUCAAUGUAAACAAAUUGGUGCAAUUGCUCAAGUUCAUGCGGAGAAUGGAGAUUUGAUUGCAGAGGGUGAAAAGAAGAUGCUGGCUUUGGGAAUAACUGGUCCAGAAGGACAUGAAAUGGCCCGACCAGAAGAAGUGGAAGCAGAAGCCACAUUGAGAGCAAUUACUAUUGCAAACUCAGUGAAUUGUCCUCUCUAUGUUGUACAUGUGAUGAGUAAGUCUUCAGCCAAGAUAGUGGCAGAUGCCCGCAGGGAAGGCAAAAUUGUGUAUGGUGAGCCUAUAGCUGCAAGCCUUUGUACAGAUGGCACUCAAUAUUGGCAUAAGGACUGGUCUUGGGCGGCAGCUCACGUCAUGGCUCCUCCACUGAGGCCUGAUGCUUCCACUCCAGACUUCCUCAUGAAUCUUCUAGCAAAUGGUGACUUGACUGUGACUGCAACAGAUAAUUGUACAUUUGACAUCUGCCAGAAGGCUGUGGGGAAAAAUAAUUUCACGAAGAUCCCAAAUGGAGUGAAUGGAGUGGAAGACCGGAUGUCUGUAAUCUGGGAAAAAGGAGUGCACAAUGGCAAAAUGGAUGAAAACAGAUUUGUAGCCGUUACUAGCACAAAUGCAGCUAAAAUCUUUAACCUAUACCCAAAGAAGGGAAGAAUAGCCGUGGGCUCUGAUGCGGACAUUGUCAUUUGGGACCCCAAAGCUACAAGGACUAUUUCAGCAAAGACACAUCACCACGCCAAUGAUUAUAAUAUAUUUGAAGGAAUGGUUUGCCAUGGAGUUCCCCUUGUGACCAUUUUACGGGGCAAAGUGGCUUUUCAAAGUGGAGUCUUUCAUAUCAAAGCAGGAGAGGGGAGAUACGUUCCUUGUGACCCUUUCCCAGAAUAUGUUUACAAGCGAAUCAGGCAACGGGAUCAGGAAUGUCAGCCUAUUGCUGUCAAGCGAGCACCUUAUGUUGGAAAAGUGGAGAACUUCCCUGAAUCAAAAUAA